Molecule: messenger RNA, 2202 nt
Organism: Urocitellus parryii (Arctic ground squirrel)
Lineage: Eukaryota; Metazoa; Chordata; Mammalia; Rodentia; Sciuridae
Gene: Entpd8
Product: ectonucleoside triphosphate diphosphohydrolase 8
Biological process (GO): nucleoside diphosphate catabolic process
Cellular component (GO): plasma membrane
Molecular function (GO): ribonucleoside triphosphate phosphatase activity; GDP phosphatase activity; UDP phosphatase activity
Source: RefSeq, a predicted model, not a curated record
UGUCCCUAGGGCAGCUCUCAAGUCCUUCUAAGACUGGGGUGUUGCCCUUCCUCCCUGCCCUUGGGCCCAAGGCCCAGGUGGGCACUGCCAGUCAGCGUCCAGCAUAGCUGGAGGGCCCCUGGCUGCAGUCCAUUCUUUGCAUGCUGGGGGCAGAUUCGCCCCACCCCAUUACCACCCCAGGGCCAGGCCGGUAUAGACAAGGGGUGGAGGACAGCAGGUGUGCAAGAGGACGGCCAGUUGCACCCAGGUACACUGCUUCCUUCACCUGCUUCUGCAAGGUGGCUGCCAGCCCAGACGCCAGCCCCAUAGCUGCCAUGGCGCUGUCCUGGAAGGAGCGAGUUUUCAUGGCCCUGCUGGGGACCGCAACAGCCUCGGGCCUCACUGUGCUGGUCCUCAUCCUGGUGGAGGCCACCAACAUCCUGCUGCCCGCAGACACAAAGUUUGGGAUUGUGUUCGACGCGGGCUCUUCCCACACCUCUCUCUUUGUGUACCAGUGGCCAGCAGACAAGGAGAAGGACACGGGUUUGGUCAGCCAGGCCCUGGCUUGCCAGGUGGAAGGGCCUGGAAUCUCCUCCUACACCUCUGACCCCACACAGGCUGGCGAGAGCCUGAAGGGCUGCCUGGAGGAGGCGCUGGCACUCAUCCCAGAGAACCAGUACCAGGGAACACCCCUGUUCCUGGGGGCCACGGCCGGCAUGAGGCUGCUCAGCCAGAAGAACAGCUCGCAGGCAGGGGACAUCCUUGCAGCGGUGUCUGGGGUCCUGGGCCAGUCUCCUCUGGACUUCUGGGGUGCUGAGGUCCUGGCUGGCCAGGAUGAAGGUGCUUUUGCUUGGAUCACCAUCAACUAUGUCCUGGACAGGCUGGUCAAGUACUCCUCUGGAGAGUGGAUCCAGCCUGCAGAGGGGACGCUGGUGGGUGCCCUGGACUUGGGGGGAGCCUCCACCCAGAUCAGCUUCCUGCCCCGCGGCCCCAUCCUGGACGAGAGCACCCGGGCGACCUUCCGUCUGUACGGCGCCGACUACAGCAUCUACACUCACAGCUACCUCUGCUUUGGGCGGGACCAGAUGCUCAACAGGCUGCUGGCUGCGCUGGUGCAGAGCCGCCCCGGGGCCCUCCUGCGUCACCCAUGCUACCUCAGCGGUUUCCAGACCACGCUGCCCUUGGCCUCCCUCUAUGAGUCGCCCUGUGUCCACAUGGCAGCCCAGCUGGACCUCACCCAGAACCUCACUGUUGAGGGCACAGGCAACCCGGGGGCCUGCCUGGCCGCCAUCCGGGAGCUCUUCAACUUCUCCAGCUGCCAGGGCCCAGGAGACUGUGCCUUCAACGGGGUCUACCAGCCCCCAGUGCAGGGCCAGUUCUACGCCUUCUCCAACUUCUACUACACCUUCCACUUCCUGAACCUCACCUCCAGGCAGCCACUCCGCACCGUGAACGCCACCAUCUGGGAGUUCUGCCAGAGGCCCUGGAGGCUGGUGGAAGACAGCUACCCGGGGCAGGAGCGCUGGCUACGGGACUACUGCGCUUCCGGCCUGUACAUCCUCACGCUGCUGGAGGCCUUUGGGUUCAGGGAGGAGACCUGGGCCAACAUCGAGUUUCAGAAGCAGGCUGGUGGCACUGACAUCGGCUGGACACUGGGCUACAUGCUGAACCUGACGGGCAUGAUCCCGGCCGAGGCGCCAGCCCAGUGGCGGGCACAGAGCUAUGGCGUCUGGGUGGCCGGCGUGGUGUUUGUGGUGCUGACCCUCACAGCCAUUCUGGGGGCUGCUGCGGUGCAGCUCCUCUGGGUCCAGGACUAGGCGGGGCCCAGAGAGCCAGACGUCCAACAGGAUGCCCUCAGGGCUCAGCUGGGAGCCAUCGCCAGGUCCUUGAUGUCCAGGAGCCGUCCCUUGGACAGCAAGCCGGACUCCACACAGGACUGGGUGGCCAAGUCCGGCACAGCCACCGCCUCCCGGAAGCCAGGCCUCCUGUCCCCCACCUCAUGUCACCCAGUUGUGCUGGCCGGUGUGUGGCUCCCCAGACAGCGGGCCUCUCUGCACAAACCCAGGUGGUGCCCGGCAGCACCCAGGCUGUGUGGGGGUGAUCAUGGGAGGGAGGCUGGACUCCCUGGGUCCCCAUUUGCCUGGGGAGGGAGGGGGCUGUGGCUGCCCACUGUGAUCCAAAGAGGGGCCAGUUCCCAUCCCCCACACCCUCUGCUGGCCUAUC